CCUUAUCUGUCUCUUGCUUAAUAUAUUCAGUAUUCUUCUUGAUCUUCCUUCUUUUUCCUUCUCCCUGUCUCACAUUCUCUCUUUUCUCAUGUCUUCUCCAGCUCUCCCUCUCCUCCUCACCCUAAUACUUGCAAUCCUCAGCUCAACUUCAGCGUCGACUGAGUUCAUCUUCAACACUAACUUCAACUCCACCAACCUUCUCCUCUUUGGCAAUGCCACCAUCAACUCCUCGAUCCUCGGCAUCACUGAUGAGACCUCCUUCUCCAUAGGCCGUGCCUUGUACCCUUCCAAAAUCCCCACAAAACCCACCGACUCCUCCACUCCCCUCCCCUUCUCAACCUCCUUCAUCUUCUCCAUUGCACAAGUCAAGAACCUCCUCCCUGGCCAUGGCUUUGUAUUUCUAUUCACACCCUCUACAGGCAUAAACGGCACAAGCUCAUCUCAGCAUCUGGGUCUUUUCAACUUAACCAAUGAUGGUAAUCCCAACAACCAUGUCUUUGGUAUCGAGUUCGAUGUGUUUAAGAAUCAAGAAUUCAAUGAUAUCAAUGGUAAUCAUGUCGGUGUGGUCGUGAACUCGCUUACCUCUUUGGCUUCAUAUACAGCAGGGUUUUGGAGGGGGGAAGAUGAUGAGAAGUUUGAUGAGCUGAAGCUUAAUAAUGGGGAGAAUUAUCAAGUGUGGAUCGACUUUUUUGAGUCACGUAUAAAUGUUACCAUGGCUGUGGCAGGCAUGAAAAGGCCUCGGAGGCCUUUGAUAAGUGAGUUUGUUAAUCUCUCUACUGUUCUUUUGGAUGACAUGUAUGCAGGGUUUUGCGCAGCAACAGGACAAUUGGUUGAGAGUCAUAAGAUAUUGGCUUGGAGCUUUAGUAAUUCAAAUUUUUCUAUUGGUGAUGCUUUGUUAACGACGAAUUUGCCUUCGUUUGUGCCUGCAAAAGGGUCGGUUUUUCGAUCGAAAGGGUUUAUUGUGGGGGUUAGUGUUGGUAGUAUUUUUGUAGUUGGUUGUGGGGUUUUAGUAUUUGUGAUUUUGUAUGAGAGGAAGAGAAGAAAAGGGAAGAUAGGGGAAGGAAUUGAAGAUUGGGAAAUGGAGUAUUGGCCUCAUCGAAUCAAUUACCAAGAGAUUUACGCCGCCACCAAAGGCUUUUCUGAAGAAAAUGUCAUCGGCCUUGGAGGGAAUGGGAAGGUCUACAGAGGGUUUUUGCAGGGAGCAGAAGUUGCAGUGAAGAGAAUCCCUUGGGAGAAUGAAAAUGGGAUGAGGGAGUUUUUAGCUGAAAUUUCAAGCUUAGGGAGAUUGAAGCAGAGGAACUUGGUAGGAUUGAGAGGUUGGUCCAAGAAUGAGAAAAGCAGCUUGAUUUUGGUCUACGAUUAUAUGGAAAAUGGAAGUUUGGACAAGAGGAUUUUUGAAUGUGAUGAAAGUCUGCUGUUGAGUUGGCAGGAAAGGUUGAAGGUUUUGAAAGAUGUGGCUUGCGGUAUAACCUAUUUGCAUGAGGGUUGGGAAGCUAAAGUCUUGCAUAGAGACAUCAAGGCAAGCAAUGUGCUGCUUGAUAAGGAUAUGAAUGCUAGAUUAGGCGAUUUUGGACUAGCUCGAAUGCACUGUCACGGGCGGUCGGUUGACACUACAAGAGUGGUCGGGACCGUGGGGUACAUGGCACCGGAAGUGGUUAGAACCGGCCGAUCAUCGACUCAAACAGAUGUGUUUGGUUUUGGGAUAUUGGCUCUAGAGGUGGUGUGUGGGAAAAGACCAAUUGAAGAAGGGAAACCAGGCUUGGUUGAUAGGGUAUGGAGGCUAAUGGAGACAGGAGAAUUGCAUAGUGCUGUAGAUGAGCGGUUGAAGAACAUGGACGGUUAUAGCAUUGAGGAAGUUGAGAGGGUGCUGCAUUUGGGUUUGUUGUGUGCGUAUCCGGACCCUCGCGAAAGGCCUACAAUAAGACAGGUUUUGAGGGUGUUGGAUGGAGCAAACGAGGGGGCUGAGUCUGAAGGGGAUGCAACAGAGGCGGCGAAUUUGCUUGACAGAAUUAGAACAACUGCAAUGUGGUCUAAUUUUAACCAGAACAUUGGUGGCAGGCAUCCUACGUUUGAUGAAAUUCUCAGGUCCGUUUCUUGGUCUGCUACACAGUCUGAUUCAGACGUCAUCCUAGCAGGCCGAUGAAAAUAUCCGGCAGACGCUCUAAAACCUUCGUAUCGUGUAUAUUUAGUUAGUAUAAAAUAAAAAAUCACAUCCAGCAGCU
Alnus glutinosa is the source of this 2222-nucleotide messenger RNA. RefSeq names its product probable L-type lectin-domain containing receptor kinase VII.2. The record is from RefSeq and is a predicted model, not a curated record. Lineage: Eukaryota; Viridiplantae; Streptophyta; Magnoliopsida; Fagales; Betulaceae. Gene Ontology annotation, biological process: protein phosphorylation. Gene Ontology annotation, molecular function: ATP binding; carbohydrate binding; protein kinase activity. The coding region runs from base 89 to 2143 and encodes 684 amino acids. Gene Ontology annotation, cellular component: plasma membrane. The transcript is spliced from 2 exons.